UUCAACCGGGCAAUGAUCCGUACCAGUACCAUCAUCGGGCGAAAGCGGUGAGGUAAUCUUAGCAGUUCGGUAAUGUUGUUGACAAGGCAGCAUGGUGCAUCAUCCAGAAACAUAUAACAUCUCUUUCCAUAAAACACGUUUCAAUUGUCAAACUAGUUUUCAUUGGGAAGGCAGAUAAAACGUUUUUUUUCUUCCAAAAGCAAUCACUUUUGCAUGUGAAAACACAGAAUCCUGCUCAUUGCAUCAUGUUGUUUUGAGCCGAUUUCGCCAUCGGACAGAGCAGGGCAACACAACGGCACCUGGCUCAAGCCCGGGAGGCAGGCCGUUUCCUUAUCGAAUGGGAUCAACUUUCAGCCAGUGAAAAUCAAGCCCGUUUGAGAUUAAUCGAACCUCUCUGUGUUGACAGUGGACCUCCUCGGUGCUACUAACAUAAUGGCUGUUGAUAUAACUUUACUGUUCAAAGCCAGUGUAAAAACAGUCAAAACCCGAAAUAAAGCUAUGGGAGUAGUGUUUGAUUCGCCUAAAGAUGAAAUAUUCAAGAAGAGCAGACCGAAGAAUGGAUUUUCUCUCAAGGCGAAGGAAGUGAGCCUGCUGUGUGUGGACUCAAAAACACUUCUGUCCUUCUCGCGCUCUACUCUGUGGAUGGGAAAUAAUUAGAUCUCCAACAUCACCAAGCUGAAAGACUUUCUACUGCAGCACAGGAAGGACUAUGUGAAUGCUGGAAGUCUCAUCUCAUCAGACCUAACCCGGAUGACAGACAAUGAGCGAGACCAGAUCGACCAGGAUGCCCAGAUCUUCAUGAGAACCUGCUCUGAAGCCAUCAAGCAGCUCCGCUCUGAAGCUGAGAAACAGGUCAUAUCGACCCAGAUUAAAGAGCACAGGGGGGCUGUCCUCGACCUAAUCGAGAUGUAUUUGAAAGGAGUAUGCAAGCUUUAUUCCGAGCAGAGGGCUAUACGAGUGAAGAGAGUGGUAGACAAGAAGAGACUGUCCCGACUAGAGCCAGAGCACCACCACAGUAGGGUGGUGGUGGAGAAAAGCCCACAGGUGGAACAUCACAGCGAGGAGAAAACAUCCAAGGAGGAGAGCAGCAGCGGUGAGCGAAGCGUGAUGGAGGUCCCGGAGAACAAUGUGAGCCUGUGGGAAGAGGGCCAGGGUCGUGUGGAUGACGAGCUCUCACCUGAGGAGAUGCAGAUGUUUGAACAGGAGAACCAGAGGCUGGUGAGUGAGAUGAGCAACCUAGUAGAUGAAGUCAGGCAAAUCGAAGGCAAGGUUGUCGAGAUCUCGCGACUCCAGGAGAUUUUUGCGGAGAAGGUGCUAAUGCAAGAAACUGAGAUAGACAGUAUCCAUCAGCUAGUUGUGGGAGCCACUGAAAACGUCAAAGAGGGAAACGAGGACAUCCGAGAGGCCAUCCAAAACAAUGCUGGAUUCCGUGUCUGGAUUCUCUUCUUCCUCGUCAUGUGCUCCUUCUCUCUGCUCUUCCUGGAUUGGUACGACAGCUAACCCCUUGAACCUGGCAGAACCAGGAAGUAAGUGACUUCCAUCAGCAGGAAGUGACAUCAGCCUGGGCUUAAGUGGUUAUCACAUUGAAGUAUAUGGUUGGAUGGACGAAGUGUUGGGUUUAGGACCAGCUUUUCCUACUCCGAAGAGAACUGACCCCAGACGUGCUUUGAGGACGACUUCACUACUGUCAACCGUACUCGAUCCACUAGAGGACAGUGUAAACGCAUGUUUACAAAUGCAGUAAAGCACACUAUUGGCCGAAUGCAAAGUGCUGUCGUCCACCUGUACUGUGUGUAUAUAUGGGCGAUCAGUAUCACAUUCUGACCACAAUGCUUGUUAUUGCAUCAACAGCAACUGUCCUCUACCGUCUUUCUCAAAGGAAGUAAGUGGUUUUUGAGCUAUUCAUCAUUCUUUGUUUGUAUUGCGGUCUUGACAAUACACAUUGUAGACUUACGCUUUGUUGAGAUGAAGAAAAUGUUUUUUGAAACCCUUAUGGUCUUUCAUAUGUAUUUAUUUCAAUGGUAUGCACAUUUUUGUCGUUUAAGGGAAAAGAUAUGAGAAAACCACAAAAACGUGCAUACCAUUGAAAUAAAUACAUAUGAAAGACCAUCUCAACAAAGCUUAUGUCUACAAUGUGUAUUGUUUAGCUCUUGCAGAUGGAUUAUUUUCAAGAAAGGGUUAUGAGUUACACAGACCAUGUAAGCCUUUAUUUGUGUAAAUAUGGUAGUUAUGAUCAAUCAAUGGGAGUAUUUUUGUUGGUAUAACUCCACUUGGCACUUGCUGCUUGUGUUGAAACCUAGUCCUAAGACAAAUAAAUUGAAGCACUGCUUGUGAAAGAAA
Molecule: messenger RNA, 2340 nt
Organism: Salmo salar (Atlantic salmon)
Lineage: Eukaryota; Metazoa; Chordata; Actinopteri; Salmoniformes; Salmonidae
Product: syntaxin-18
Biological process (GO): intracellular protein transport; retrograde vesicle-mediated transport, Golgi to endoplasmic reticulum
Cellular component (GO): SNARE complex; endoplasmic reticulum; membrane
Molecular function (GO): SNAP receptor activity
Source: RefSeq, a predicted model, not a curated record